This is a messenger RNA of Lactuca sativa (garden lettuce), 2333 nucleotides long. Its product is annotated as O-fucosyltransferase 29. NCBI's taxonomy places the organism in Eukaryota, Viridiplantae, Streptophyta, Magnoliopsida, Asterales, Asteraceae. The record is from RefSeq and is a predicted model, not a curated record.
AAAAAAAAAAAUCAAACCUUUUGUUCUAGGGCUCUUUUUCACUGCUUCUACUCGUCGGUGGCAUCCAUACGCCAUGGUUAAAGAAUCAAGCUACAGCGAAUUCAAGCAAAGACCUCAAAUCAUCAAUCGACCUUCCAUCUUCAUUGAUAUCGACUAAUGUGACUUUCUUUAGUCUUCACCGACUUUAAGACUUCAAGGAUCGAUACUUCAUCUUGUUCUAGCUUCAGCGAGUUCAUGAAUCUAUACUCCAUCGUUCAAGCUUCAGUCUUCUUUCUUCAGAAAUUGAUCUUCCGCAAAUCAAGAAAUCAGAAUCGGUGCCUUCAGUCUUCCUUGGUUCAUUUCAGUUAGUUUGAGUGGCGGAACCCUUAAGGGGCCAGGGGAGGCCGUUUUUUGGCCGACUAGGUACUGCUUGCUGGCUUUAACUCUGUGAUGACGACACAAGAUUCAACAACUCCUAGCUUUCAAGGUCUGUAAUAUCGCACAUAAUCACAAGAUAGCUAAUAGUCUUUCAACUUCCAAGUCAGUAAAGGUGAAGGUGACGUGGUGGGGAUGCCCUGACCACCCGAAGCAAAGCAUUCUGCAAUGGGGAAAAGGCAGAGGCGGCGGAUCUCAUGGGCGGUGGUUUGUGGAGUGAUGUUGUUUACAGUCGGUCUGAUAUCUUUGUUUACAGGUCAUGUGGCUUCAAAUCUCGAAUGGUAUUCUCAGAAACUCGUUAAGCAUCGAUUGUGGUAUAGUAAAGUGGGUGGAUUCCGUCAUCAUGGACCAAUUAACAUCUGGAAAUCUGAGUUUUCAAACUUGUACUACGGAUGCAGUGAAAGAGGCCCUCAUUACAAACCUCCUGUUGCUGAGCUACUAUCAAAUGGAUAUCUUCUUAUAGCCACCAGUGGAGGGCUUAACCAACAAAGAAUCGGAAUAACAGACGCUGUAGUUGUUGCACGGAUAUUAAAUGCCACAUUGGUGGUUCCUGAGUUUGAUCAUCAUUCAUUUUGGAAGGAUGAUAGUGACUUUUCAAACAUUUUUGAUGUUGAUUGGUUUAUCUCUUUCCUUGCAAAGGACGUGGUUGUUGUGAAAAGAGUCCCAGACAAAUACAUGCGAUCACUUGAAAAACCCCCAUACACCAUGCGGGUCCCACGUAAAUCUGAACCUCAAUAUUACCUUCAUGAAGUUCUUCCUGUUCUCUUGAGGCGACAUGUUGUUCAGUUGACAAAGUUUGACUAUAGGCUUGCUGUUGACCUUAAUAAAGAACUACAAAGAUUAAGAUGUCGAGUGAAUUACCAUGCUUUUCGCUUUACAAAACCAUUGCAAGAUGUUGGAGAUCAUCUGGUGAUGAAAAUGAGGAAGAUGACAAAUCGUUAUAUUGCUGUUCAUUUAAGGUUUGAGCCUGAUAUGCUUGCAUUUUCUGGUUGUUAUUAUGGAGGUGGUGAUAAAGAGAGAUAUGAGCUUGGUGAAGUCAGGAAAAGGUGGUCCAGUUUAGGAGAAGUGAAUCCUGAUGGAGAGAGAAAGCAAGGAAAGUGUCCACUUACACCACAUGAGGUGGGGUUGAUGCUGAGUGCACUCGGUUUCAAGAAUGACACAUACAUUUAUGUUGCAUCAGGUGAAAUCUAUGGAGGUGAAGAAACUUUGAAGCCUCUUAGACAACUUUUUCCAAAUUUAUACACCAAAGAGAUGUUGCUCAUGGCUUCUCAACAAGAACACCUUCUUCAACCUUUUCUUCCCUUUUCUUCACGUCUUGCAGCCAUUGAUUACAUUGUUUGUGAUGAGAGUGAUGUUUUUGUCACUAACAACAAUGGGAACAUGGCAAAAAUUCUUGCUGGAAGAAGGAGGUAUAUGGGGCAUAAAAGAACAAUUAGACCAAAUGCAAAGAAGUUGAGUGCUUUAUUUUUGCAAAGAGAGAAGAUGUCAUGGGGGAGUUUCUCAAGUAAAGUGAAAUCAGCUCAAAGGGGGUUUAUGGGGGACCCGGAUGAGAUGAAACCUGGACGUGGUGAUUUCCAUGAAUACCCUUCCACCUGCAUCUGCAAGACAUUCAAUUAUCAUCAUCAUGACAACAACACAAAACAAGAUAUGCUCAAGCUCAACCAUGAAAGAGAGUAUGAAUUUGAAGGUGUUAUUAGUAGUAAUACCACUACUACACAUAGAGAUGAUGAUGCUGAUGCAUCACUAGAAGAGAAAGAAGAUGAUGAUUUUUUGGCUGGUGACUAGUGUAAACCAUUGUAUUUGACCGAUUUGUUGUCAUUACAACCAUUCUUAUGGAAAAUUCAAAACAAGAGUCUAAGAAAUGUAAAUCAUCUCUCAACAUUUUUGGUUAUAUAAUUAAUGAGCUUUUUUUUGGUGUC